Molecule: messenger RNA, 1039 nt
Organism: Lepus europaeus (European hare)
Lineage: Eukaryota; Metazoa; Chordata; Mammalia; Lagomorpha; Leporidae
Gene: GSTK1
Product: glutathione S-transferase kappa 1
Exons: 8
Coding region: 111-791 (226 amino acids)
Biological process (GO): glutathione metabolic process
Cellular component (GO): peroxisome; mitochondrion
Molecular function (GO): glutathione peroxidase activity; glutathione transferase activity
Source: RefSeq, a predicted model, not a curated record
CGGGGCGGGGCCCGCCAGGCUCCAAAGACUGGACUCACGGUCCAUCUUUCCGACCUGUAAUCGCGUCACCGUGGUCUUGGCUCUGGCCUUGACCGGCCUGGAGCUGCAGCAUGGGGCCCCCGCCGCGCACCGUGGAGCUCUUCUACGAUGUGCUGUCCCCCUACUCCUGGCUGGGCUUCGAGGUGCUGUGCCGGUAUCAGAAGCUCUGGAACGUGCAGCUGCAGCUGCGGCCCGCCCUCAUUGCAGGGAUCAUGAGAGACAGCGGAAACAAGCCUCCAGCGAUGGUGCCUCGAAAAGGAAAAUACUUGAGAAGUGACCUGAGGCUCCAGGGAGAGCAUUUCCAAGUCCCCGUCCGAUUCCCAAAGGAUUUCUUCUCUGUGAUUCUUGAAAAAGGAAGUGUGUCUGCCAUGCGAUUCCUCACUGCCUUGAGCAUGCAACGCCCAGAGAUGCUGGAGAAGGUGUCCAGAGAGCUGUGGAUGCGCGUCUGGUCACGGGAUGAAGACAUCACGGAGCCCCAGAGCAUCCUGGCGGCUGCAGAGAGGGCUGGUCUGUCUGCAGAAGACGCCCGAGCACUGCUAGAGAAGAUAUCCACACCGCAGGUGAAGAACCAGCUCAGGGAGACCACGGAGGCAGCCUGCAGAUACGGGGCCUUUGGGCUACCUACCACCGUGGCUCACGUGGAUGGCCAGACCCACAUGUUAUUUGGCUCUGACCGCAUGGAGUUACUGGCACACCUGCUGGGAGAGAAGUGGAUGGGCCCUGUGCCUCCAGUCCUGAGUGCCAGACUUUGAGACUGCUCUGGGGAAGCUCACUGUUCAGAGGAGCAGGCCCUCGGCUGACCACUCUUCCGCCGUGGCUUCUCUGUCUAAUAGAGGUAGCCCCUGUGGCCCUCUGGGCUUUGUCUUCUCGCCACCCCGGGGAUGCCAGAGAAGUUGUCUACCGUUCGUCCUGUGGCUGCCUUCUGUGCCUCACAAGUGCCUUUUGGAGAGCCCCAGAUUCUGUUUCGCCUCAGAAUAAACCUAUGCUGUUAGGAAAACCA